AUGGAUCACAGAGUGCUGAUUGUGUUUCUGUUGCUCUGGAGCUCAGGGCUCUGCGGAGACACACACCGUUCAGUAUUGUCCGGUGACGUCAGGUUGGUGGGAGGAGCCAGCCGCUGUGAUGGUAAACUAGAGAUGAAACUCCAGGGAGAGUGGAAAGCCGUGUAUAAGCCUCAAACAGAGGAUAGGCCUGUCCUUAGCACUUAUGACGUGCAUGGAGGCAGAGUGAAGGUCGAUUACCAGUAUGAGUGGGACCCGACAUCGGCAGCUGAAGUGUGCAAACAGCUCAACUGUGAAUUGUCUUCUUCCAAGGUGGAGAUCACCUGUUCAGGCAGACUGGAGGUGAAGAUAAACCAGUCAAACCAGUCCUGGUCUUCAGUGUGUGAGGAUGACUUUGACCAGCAGGAUGCAGAGGUGGUCUGUAGGGAGCUUGGCUGUGGGUCUCCUUCAGUCCUCCAGGGGGUGCUCUAUGGAGACGUGGAGGCUCCAAUGUGGACCAGAGAGUUCCAGUGUGGAGGCCAUGAGUCUGCUCUCCUGGAUUGUAGAAGCUCAGUUAGAAACACCUGCUCUUCUGGCAAAGCCGUUGGACUCACCUGCUCAGAACCUGGUGGUGUCCGGCUGGUUGGAGGAGCCAGACGGUGUAAUGGCACCCUUGAGAUGAAACAACAGGGCGAAUGGAAACCAGUGGAUGAGAGGGAGUGGGACCUGAGGUUAGCAGGCAUAGUGUGUGGAGAGCUGGACUGUGGCUCUGCUGUUUCAACCAGGAGAAGAUGGACGAACACAGCAGGAGAAUUUUGGACAAUCAAAUCUGACUGUGAUGCAUCUUCACUGAUGGAAUGUUUUACAGGACUUGAGUAUUCCUCUACCUUCCUAGAGAUAACCUGCUCAGACUCCCAGACUAUCAGGCUGGUGAAAGGGUCUAGUCUGUGUUCAGGCAGACUGGAGGUGAAGAUAAACCAGUCAAACCAGUCCUGGUCUUCAGUGUGCGAGGAUGACUUUGACCAGCAGGAUGCAGAGGUGGUCUGUAGGGAGCUUGGUUGUGGGGCUCCCUCAGUCCCCCAGGGGGCGCUCUAUGGAGACGUGGAGGCUCCAAUGUGGACCAGAGAGUUCCAGUGUGGAGGCAAUGAGUCUUUUCUCCUGGACUGUAGAAGCUCAGCGUCGACCAGAGAAACCUGCUCACCUGUUGGACUCACAUGCGCAGAUCCAGACAUUAUCAGGUUGGUGAAAGACCCCAGCCGCUGCGCUGGUAUACUGGAGGUGAAAAACCACGGCGAGUGGAGACCAGUGAAUGACUGGGAUUCUGAAUGGGACCAGAUGCCUGAUGCAAUGUGUAGACAGCUGGAUUGUGGUUCUGCUGUUUCAACGGUUUCAUUAGAAAGUUAUUUCCACAGACCUGUGUGGUGGAUCAACUCUUCCUGUGUUCAGUCCAAAUCAGCACUGAAGGAAUGUGUGUCAGCAAAGGAUGCAUUCGGCUCAUCCAGCAUUUCCAUCAUCUGUUCAGGUUUGCUGGCUCAGCCAGUCAUCUCCCCCUCUCCCUCCACCGACGGGGUCUCCCAGGCCAAGCAGCAGGGGCUCCAGGUGCUCCUGGGCUCCGAAGUCACCAUCAGGUGCUCUAUAGAGCCACAGUACCAAGGAGGCUCCUUCCAGCUCCUCUUCUCCUCCUCCAACACAGCACAGAACUACACUCUGCCAGCUGUCAAUCACUCUGCCCAUUUCCUGUUCCCUGCUGCUGACCCCACCCACCAAGGGGAGUACCGCUGUGUUUAUCACCUCCACUUUUACUCCCAUAACUUCUCUUCUGAGAGCCAGCCGCUCCAUCUCACUGUCUCAGCUUCUCUAACUGAGUUGAUCAUCAGAUGUGUUGUCCUCCUGCUCGGUAUGACGAUUCUCAUCGCUGCCGUCUGCUUCACCUCUAAGGCCAGCAGAAAGGUCGGGACAAGAGAAGAUCUCUGAGAUUAUGGAUGGAGCCCAGAGGAAAGACUAGCAUCUGCACGGUGCUUGUUUCACAUUCAAAUGAAAAAGUAGUGAGGCCGGUGAAGACUUCAAAUCUUAGAACUACAUGAAGAGUAACUGAUGACCCCCUGAAAAUCCUCUCUCUGCUGACCGCCGGUGGUUUGCUGCAGUGGUGUACAGGUGUAUUAUAGGACCAGAGCUCAUCAGUGUUUAGUGAAAAUACAACCAAAAAGGGUUGGAAAUGGACUGAAAUGUAAUAAUUCAAACCACGUUAGACAGAGGUUUUAGAUCAUUUUAGCCAGAUGUUGUUUGUGACGCUUAAUGCAAUUUUUACGCCUCCCAUGUGGUGAAUAUUUUAUUAUUUUCUUCUUCAAAUACAAAUUCUUAUGCAUGCUUUGGAAAGGAUUUCACUCAAAUGAAAAAAAUAUGAAAUAUAAUGAUGUUUAAAAUAUAUGAACACUUGUGGGUAGUUGGACAGUUAUG
Anoplopoma fimbria (sablefish) is the source of this 2433-nucleotide messenger RNA. RefSeq names its product scavenger receptor cysteine-rich type 1 protein M130-like. Gene Ontology annotation, cellular component: membrane. The coding region runs from base 1 to 1950 and encodes 649 amino acids. Lineage: Eukaryota; Metazoa; Chordata; Actinopteri; Perciformes; Anoplopomatidae. The record is from RefSeq and is a predicted model, not a curated record. The transcript has 11 exons.